CUAAAAGAAGGACAAGUUCUUUGUCCAGCAGCCUAGCAGCCUCCAGAAUGAUGCCGCAGACACAGUGCUCUCUGAUUGGUGUGUGCUGGAUCCUCUUCCUCCUGCCUGAAGUCCUUGGCGCGAGCUACCUGCACAGCCUGCCUGUAUAUGCAGAUGGCUGUGCGUGGGCAGCCAGUGAGCUGGGGGUGUUUGUGAUGGAGGAGGAGCCUGUUGUGCUGCACUGCGCUGAUUUGGAGCGCCUGGUCCUGCACGCAGCCCUCACCCCUGACAACGGAUACACAUUCCACAUCACCCGUGGCAACGGCCACACAUUCCACAGUGCCCACGACAACCACAGAGGGGGACGGAUCAGACGAGAUGGGCGGAGUCUAUGGCUCCUCCCAUCACAGCCAUCAGACUCUGGAACCUACACCUGUGUAGUAAGGAAUGAGACCUUCUGUCUGAAGUCCAACAUGUCCCUUGCCGUCUACCCGUCUGGAAGAGCGGAUAUGGAGAUGAUGUCAUAUCUGCUGGCCCCAGUGAUGCCGGGGAAUGAUGGCAUCAUCCCGUGCCCCAUCGACGACUUCAACAGAACCGGGAGCCCACUCUGGUAUAAAGACAAGAGUAGAGCAGUCCUCCCGGUUGGUAGAGGGCGCUAUCAUUCUCAGCUGGGAGAGAUUCUGAUCAUUAAACACUUCUCUGCCUCGGACUCGGGCUUCUACACCUGCAGAGUAACCGUCAGCGUGUUCAGCACCCUCUACAACAUCAGCCGGGUCUCCCGCGUGCACACCACAGGAGAAGCUGCCCCCACCUUCCCACCUGCCACCAUCAGUGCCAGCACACACACGCCAGAGACUGAAGAUGGUUAUCCACGUAUUAUCUUUCCCACAAACAAUUCAGUGUUUGAGAGUCACUUUGGGUCCAGUCUAGUGCUGCGCUGCACUGUGGUCACUGGGAACAGAUUAACUGCCUCCACUCAGGUCACAUGGUUGGUGGACGGCCAAUCACCAUCAGAUCUGACCCCCCAGGUGUUCCAGAGAGAGUUGAGGUUAACAGGUGGACAACUGGAGGCGGAGCUUGUCAUCCUGGAGGUGAGGGAGGAGGAGUCACGGGCGGAGUUUAGAUGUGUCACUCAGAACUCAGCAGGAAGUCAAGAGGUGUAUGUCCAGCUCCAGAUGGCAGAUGAGGGCAGUGUGUGGUUAGCCGCAGGCCUGUUCUGUGGAGGCUGCUUUGUGUGUGUGCUGAGUGUGUUCCUCUACCACCUAUGGCCACGCCCCUCACUCAAACACAGAGACUACUUCCUCACCCGCCAAGACAGUGUGUUUUAAUAACACACACACACACACACACACACAUACACACACACACACAUACACAUACACACACGCAUGCACACACA
This is a messenger RNA of Alosa sapidissima (American shad), 1378 nucleotides long. Its product is annotated as interleukin-1 receptor type 2. Bases 48 to 1307 code for a protein of 419 amino acids. NCBI's taxonomy places the organism in Eukaryota, Metazoa, Chordata, Actinopteri, Clupeiformes, Clupeidae. The transcript has 10 exons. The record is from RefSeq and is a predicted model, not a curated record.